Molecule: messenger RNA, 837 nt
Organism: Rubroshorea leprosula
Lineage: Eukaryota; Viridiplantae; Streptophyta; Magnoliopsida; Malvales; Dipterocarpaceae
Source: the annotation of a GenBank genome assembly
GAAGAAUCCCCAAUCCAAAACCAAAAAAUACCGGCUGAAAUGCCUCCGACGGCAGGCGAAACCCCAGCGGAAGAUGGCGGGUCUGCGUCAGUAUCGCAGCGCAUCAUCAAAAUUGGUAAAACUUCCGAUUAUAGUGACAAAAAGGUAUCGCCUUCAACCCUCUGUUUCCUUCCGCUCUUGCUUUUGGGGUCUGUGCAGUCACUUGAUGCUUUUGGGGAUUGUUAUAUUCAUGGGCUUCAGCCUUCAGGCACACUUAAGCAGAAAACGAGUAGCAUCUGUGGAAUUUUGACAGGAGAUGAAAAAGCUCCAAACAAUAGACUUAAGGAUGUAGAAAUUUGUGUUCCAAUAGUUUGUGGAACAAUUACUUUCUAUCUUGGUCGAAAAGCUAGCGAGGGUAGGUAUUGUGGACAAAAAUGGCACACUAUUGUCUGGCUGGUCCAGGAGUGUUGAUCUCUCUUCAUUUGACAGUCGAGAUGAAGAAACAUGAAUGGAAAUUAGUAGAGAUCAGGGUUCUUUAUAUGAGCAAGAUGGAUGUUAUAUUGAUGAGCUGCUCAAGUCUGUGCAGAUUGUCACGGUGUAAUGGAAGUUCUUGUCAAGAGGGUCAUCAUGGCUGAAUCAGAAACUGCUACUGAGAAAGAGAAAGUAACUUCAGGUCAUGAGCUUGUUCGCAUCCAGUGGGAUUUUGAGUCUCUGAAAUCUUAGCAGUCUCGUUAGUGUCAGAAACUCUUCUUUCAUCUGAGAAGCAAUUUCAAACUAUUGAGAGCCUUUUUGAACAGUUAGUAUGUUUUGAUAUAUGCUUUGAAUGUGGGUUUUUUUUCCCUUGACUGUACUUCCCUG